UUAUUUUUGAAGUCUUUGAUGGUCUGCAGUCCCAAAAGGAAACCAAGACCCGGAGGGACGGAGAGACGACGGGACGGAGAGAAAAAUGGCGAGGAAGCUCUAUGUUUCCGUUCCACUCUACCUUAUUGUCUUUUUCUUAUGCUUCGUUCCCUUCUCCGUAGCUUCUCCCAAGAUGAAGGCGCCUCCUUCUGCGGCAAGGAAGGAGGACAUUCCUUACCUCAAAUGUCAAGUUUGUGAGAAGAUCGCUCACCAGAUCCACAACCAGGUUAAGGGCAAAGAAUCCAAGAUUUCACCAAAAAAGAUUUCCGAAUACGAGGUGAUUGAGAUAGCGGAGAAUGUUUGUAAUCUGAAGAAAGCGGAAGCUGACUGGAUUCUCCAGAUUGACAUCACGGAGAAAGGGGAUAAAUUAGAGCUUGUGGAGCAGGGAGUGGAAGGACAAUGUAAUUCGGAGUGCAAAACAAUUGAGCGAGCAUGUCAAGAGAUCAUGGGAUACUCUGAUACGGAUGUUGCCGAGUUUGUAUUUAGUUCCAAGCCCUCACUUGAUUCACUGAUCAAUUUUCUUUGCAAUGAUCUGUCCAAAGCAUGUGUUGUUAAGGCACCCCCUGUUCCAAAGGGCCGGGUGCCGGGAGAACCGUUUGUUGUGAAGCCCACUAAAGAUGCUGAAAUGGAAAAGAUUUUAAAAUCCAUGGAGGGCAUGCCAGGAGCACCUAGCAUGAAGAUGUAUUCUAGAGACGAUCUAAUGAGCAAUAAUUUUGGUGAUGAAGAUAAUGCUGAUGAUGAUGAUGAUGAUAUUGAUGAAGACUUUGACAAAAAUUUAAAGAAAGUUCUCAACCAGAAAAGCACUCCAAAGCAUGAUUUCAAGAAGAAGAUACUUCAAGGAAUUAAAAAGAGUGGAAGUACAAUAAAGUGGCAUGUAAACAGUGUCUCAAAGAAAAUUAGGAACUGGUGGAAGAGGAUGAAAGCAGGUUCGAAAUCUUCAGAGUCUAGCAAAAAGGAGCUCUGAAUUGAAGCAGGUUAUUGUGAUGAACAAACUAUUUCGUUAAUGAGAUUUUUU
This is a messenger RNA of Phalaenopsis equestris, 1054 nucleotides long. RefSeq lists its product as uncharacterized. The record is from RefSeq and is a predicted model, not a curated record. Lineage: Eukaryota; Viridiplantae; Streptophyta; Magnoliopsida; Asparagales; Orchidaceae. The transcript is spliced from 7 exons. Bases 86 to 1003 code for a protein of 305 amino acids.